AUGAUCCGCUCCCGCGCAUUCGCGGUUGCUGCCCGCCAAUGCCUGCGGAGGGCUAGCCAACAACCUCGAUGGGUGCCUGGCUGUUCACAGGUGCCGUGCAGAAGCUAUGCAGUUGCGAAGCAAGACCAGGUCGCGAAAUUCAAAGGGAAAACAGGCUCAGACGGAAAAUAUACUGUGACUCUGAUAGAAGGCGACGGUAUCGGUCCUGAGAUAUCACAGUCUGUCAAAGAUAUCUACUCAGCCGCCAAUGUACCUAUCAAGUGGGAGCCAGUCGACGUAACACCGCGGUUGAAGGAUGGAAAGACAGUAAUCCCAGACGAGGCGAUCCAAAGCGUGCGAAAAAACUACGUUGCUCUGAAAGGUCCUCUGGCUACGCCUAUCGGCAAAGGACAUGUCUCCCUGAACCUAACUCUCCGCCGAACUUUCAACCUUUUCGCCAAUGUGCGUCCUUGCAAGUCCAUUGCGGGCUACAAGACACCCUACGACAACGUUAAUUUAGUUCUCGUCAGAGAGAACACAGAAGGAGAGUACUCGGGCAUUGAACACGUCGUUGUAGAUGGUGUCGUGCAAUCCAUCAAACUGAUAACCCGCGAAGCUUCUGAGCGAGUACUACGGUUUGCUUUCCAAUACGCCGAAGGGAUCGGCAAACCCAAGGUGAGGGUAGUACACAAGGCCACCAUUAUGAAGAUGUCCGAUGGCCUAUUCCUAAGCACGGCACGGGACAUCAGCAAAGAAUUCCCCAACGUCCAAUUCGACACCGAACUCCUUGAUAAUGCUUGUUUGAAAAUCACAACAGACCCGGCACCUUACAGCGAUAAGGUGCUUGUGAUGCCCAAUCUUUACGGCGACAUCCUAUCGGACAUGUGCGCUGGCCUGAUCGGCGGCCUCGGCCUGACUCCUUCCGGCAAUAUUGGAGACGAGUGCUCUAUUUUUGAAGCUGUUCAUGGCUCCGCCCCAGACAUCGCAGGCAGAGGCCUUGCGAACCCUACCGCAUUGCUGUUGAGCAGCAUCAUGAUGCUGCAGCAUAUGGGCCUGAACCAUUACGCAGACAAGAUCCAGAACGCUACCUUUGCUACACUAGCAGAGGGCAAAAUGUUGACGGGCGACUUGGGUGGGAGGGCUAAGACACAUGAGUAUGCUGAUGCUAUUAUCAGGAAGCUGAAGGUAUAA
Molecule: messenger RNA, 1170 nt
Organism: Endocarpon pusillum Z07020
Lineage: Eukaryota; Fungi; Ascomycota; Eurotiomycetes; Verrucariales; Verrucariaceae
Exons: 2
Coding region: 1-1170 (389 amino acids)
Biological process (GO): isocitrate metabolic process; tricarboxylic acid cycle
Cellular component (GO): mitochondrion
Molecular function (GO): isocitrate dehydrogenase (NAD+) activity; NAD binding; magnesium ion binding
Source: RefSeq, a predicted model, not a curated record